AAUGACCAUGUGUAGCGGAGCAAGGUUGGCCCUGCUGGUCUAUGGGAUAAUAAUGCACAGCAGCGUCUACUGCUCACCUGUCGCCGCCGGACUCCGGUUCCCCGGGAUCAGUCCUGAGGAUGAGGCUUACGACGAGGACGGAAACUCGCUGCAGGACUUUUACGACUCGGACCCGCCAGGCGCAGGGAGCCCCGCCUCUGCGCUGCAUGACGCCUACGCUCUCUACUAUCCAGCGGAGAAGAGAGAUGUCGCCCAAGGGAUCCUUAACAAGGCCUACCGCAAAGUGCUGGACCAGCUGUCUGCCAGGAAGUACCUGCAAUCCCUCAUGACCAAGAGUGUGGGUGGGAACCUUGGCGGCGGCGCGGAGGAGGACUGGGAGCCGCUCUCCAAGCGCCACUCGGAUGGAAUCUUCACAGACAGCUACAGCCGCUACCGGAAGCAAAUGGCUGUCAAGAAAUACUUGGCGGCCGUCCUGGGGAAAAGGUAUAAACAAAGGGUUAAAAACAAAGGACGUCGAAUAGCGUAUUUGUAGCGAUGAGUUACUUACUACCCUGUGUAUACAACCCUGACACAGUGAAAAGUCGUUUUCCAAACUGACUGAAGUCAUCGCUCAUGUGUUCUAUCCAAACAUGUAUUUAUGUAUGAAGUAAAGCCAUUAAAUGAAUAUUUUGAUAAUAAUAUUGUUUUUCUUUUUACAAAGCACUAGAGAAUGCACAGAUAUACUUUGUGGACCAAUAUAUAUUAUAAAUAUAUAUAUUAAGAAUAUAUAUAAGUAUAACAGAGAGCAACUCAUACAAAGUGUGCACAAGGAUUGAAAAUUUGCCUGAGCUGUUUAUGUUUUUAUAUAAAAUAAAUAGAAAAA
Molecule: messenger RNA, 862 nt
Organism: Marmota flaviventris (yellow-bellied marmot)
Lineage: Eukaryota; Metazoa; Chordata; Mammalia; Rodentia; Sciuridae
Gene: Adcyap1
Product: adenylate cyclase activating polypeptide 1
Biological process (GO): neuropeptide signaling pathway; regulation of protein localization; adenylate cyclase-activating G protein-coupled receptor signaling pathway
Cellular component (GO): perikaryon; extracellular region; neuron projection
Molecular function (GO): pituitary adenylate cyclase activating polypeptide activity; peptide hormone receptor binding; neuropeptide hormone activity
Source: RefSeq, a predicted model, not a curated record